Molecule: messenger RNA, 1629 nt
Organism: Cryptomeria japonica (Japanese cedar)
Lineage: Eukaryota; Viridiplantae; Streptophyta; Pinopsida; Cupressales; Cupressaceae
Product: UPF0481 protein At3g47200-like
Exons: 1
Coding region: 1-1629 (542 amino acids)
Source: RefSeq, a predicted model, not a curated record
AUGGCAAUAGUUGAGAUCAAAUCGAUCAACCCUGAGAGCUGCAGUGAUAGUAGCUGUGUAAUUGAAGUGGGGUAUGAUCUCACAAUGAAUGAAGAGGAUGUACCCGAUGUAAGCUCUGCUCGGAUCUUCCGACUGCCAAGGCUAACGCCGUACUCCAAAGAUCAUUUGUACAGUCCACAUCUUGUUUCCAUUGGCCCUUUUCAUUAUGGGAAGAAGGAGCUGCAAGGCAUGGAGAAGUCCAAGUCUGAGGCAGUAAGAAGGAUGCAAAAGAGGAUCCAGAGGAGUAAUCCACACAUUUCUGUGAAAUCAAUUGUUGAACAGUGCAUACUGUUUAAGGAGAAGAAGAUAAGGAGGUUCUAUGGUGAACAAAUUCCCCUUACUUCUAUAGAACUAGCAUGGAUGGUCACUAGGGAUGCAUGUUUUGUUUAUGAAUUUAUUGUUAAUUAUGUAAAAGUUAACAGGAAUGCUCAGCAUUCAUAUGAGACCCAAGGAUGGCGAUUUGAGUAUGUUCAAUGUUUUUAUAGAGAAGAAGUGAGUGCAUUUAAGUGGAAGUAUGAUCCUGUGUUUGAUGCCGAUCUUCAAAAUCCUAUUAGAGAAAGACUGAUGACUGAUAUACUUCUGUUUGAAAACCAAAUACCUCUCUGGAUUUUGAAAGAUCUCCUUAAAUUCCCGAUGGGUUCUGCUGAAGCUGCAAAACAAAAAGUAGAAAACUUAAUGAAUAUGCUGCUUUGUAGUGCGGCUAGACAUGAAUUUUUUAUGUGGAAACCUAGGGUUUCUUACAACAUGUAUUGUAAGAAACAUGUUCUCGAAGUACUCUACCGGUCAAUGGUGGGCAGCGGUUUUAGCUCCGCCGAUGGUGAACUGCUAGGCUUGCCCCCUUCGUCUCAAAAUCACAGGCAGAUCUGCUUUAGCAAAUCCGUUGAUUCAAUAAAAGCCAUUUGUGGACGUUUAUGUAAUCCUUUCUUUUUCUCUUCAUCAAAUAAAAUCCCUUGCAACACUGUGGAUAUGGUCUACCUGAAGCUCCCAUCAGCAUUAGAACUCGUGCGUGGCGGUGUGAAGAUCCAGCCAGUGCUCUUUAAAGAUAUAAAAAGGUCAGUCGGGCAAGAUCCAACAAGCUCGCUCGAAUAUUCUUCAGCCAUUCGAUGGAUAAGGUUUGAUGAGAAAACAUCAACGUUGUACUUGCCACAAUUCAAGGUAACCCUGGAGAAUUAUUCAGUCGUGGGUAGCAUUACUGCAAUGGAAGUGGUUGCUAAAGGGUACGGUACGAAACCAAUGAUUCAGUUUGCAUUGCUUAUGGAUGAGCUGAUAGACAAUGAGGAGGAUGUUGCAGUGCUAAAACACGCAGAGGUGAUUAACAAUUUCUUUGGAAGCAACAAACAAUUGGCUGAUCUUUUCAAUUUGGGUAAAGGUAUUGCCCAUGUCAAGGGCUGCAAAGCAAUUGAUGACGUCAGAAUGGGGCUGCAUAAGUAUACAAGAAGAAAGUACAAGAAGCUCUGGAGUGAGUUCGUGAGUGCUUACUUUUCCAAGCCAUGGCUGGUCGCUGGUUCCAUGGCUGCCGUGCUGUUAAUUGUAAUGACAGUGGCGCAAGAUUUGUGUCUGUUUUUCACUUGCAACCCCUAUUCCCAUUGA